Messenger RNA from Dreissena polymorpha, 882 nucleotides. RefSeq names its product zinc finger MYM-type protein 1-like. The transcript has a single exon. The record is from RefSeq and is a predicted model, not a curated record. The coding region runs from base 1 to 882 and encodes 293 amino acids. NCBI's taxonomy places the organism in Eukaryota, Metazoa, Mollusca, Bivalvia, Myida, Dreissenidae.
AUGAAUCUAUCCUUGAGCCAGUGCAGAGGGCAGUGUUAUGACGGGGCCAGAAACAUGACCGGAGCGAGGCGUGGUGUGCCGACCAACAUCUUAGCCAAGGAGGAGCGAGCUGUGUUCACGCAUUGCUACGGACAUGCGCUCAAUCUGGCUGUUGGGGACUGUGUACGUCAGUGCAAGCUCUUGCGCGAUACCAUGGAUACGGUGCAUGAAGUCUCCAAACUGAUUAUAUAUUCACCAAAGAGGGACAGUACCUUUCAGACCCUGAAGGAGGAGAUGAGCCCCGAUACCCCUGGGUUCCGUAUACUGUACCCCACGAGAUGGACAGUGCGUGCAGCAAGCCUGCGAAGUGUCUUAGACAACUACACUUUGUCACAGACCUUGUGGGACACCUGCUACGAGCAGACCAACGACUCGGGGAUCCGUUCCAGGAUAGUAGGCGUGCGGUCCCAGAUGGAGAGCUUCGACCUCUUCUUUGGUGUCCACCUGGAUAACAUUAUCCUGCGACAUACAGACAACUUAAGCCGCACCCUACAACAGAAGGACAUGCCCGCAUCAGAGGGUCAAGCAGUUGUUUCAAUGACGGUGGAAACAUUGACCAGAAAGCGCUCCGACGAUGCCUUCGACAAGUUUUGGGUUGACGUCAACAGUAAGCUCGAUGACGUCGACGUAGGAGAGCCAGUGGUUCCCAGGCGACGCAAGGUGCCGAAACGCUAUGACGUUGAGACCGGGUCCCACGAGUAUCCAGCCACAGUACGUGAUCGGUACCGCCAGGUCUACUUUGAAGCAUUCGAUCGCGUGUAUCAAGGACAGUUUCGCUCAGCCAGGCUUCAAGACCUACAGAUCCCUCCAAGAACUUCUGGUGUGCUGCGCCCGUGGUGGUGA